This is a messenger RNA of Ruditapes philippinarum (Manila clam), 1895 nucleotides long. RefSeq lists its product as uncharacterized. The transcript is spliced from 8 exons. NCBI's taxonomy places the organism in Eukaryota, Metazoa, Mollusca, Bivalvia, Venerida, Veneridae. Bases 58 to 1758 code for a protein of 566 amino acids. The record is from RefSeq and is a predicted model, not a curated record.
AUACCUAAAACCUUCUCCGAGAGUUAUCCACAGUUUUCACUACUCAUUACCUCAAAUAUGACAGGAACGGCUAUAAUCUACAUACCACAUUUAGGCAUCAACACGACACGUAGUUUUAAUCAAAAUUUAGAAUACAAGGUAACUGGUGACACCAUAACAAAGGUAAAUACAACAGUGGAACACAAGGGUAUACACGUGACAACAGAUGUCGACGUCACACUUACUGUUAUGAAAUAUCCAGCCAGUUCAUGGGAAGGUUUUGUAGCACUACCUUCUUCCAUGUUAUCUUCUGAAUAUAUAAUCUCGUCAAGCUACUCGCUUCGAGGUUCUUCAUAUAACAGUAAUUUUCUCGUCUUGGCAGUACAUGACAACACCUCUUUUAACGUAGAUAUAGACAACAGUACAUUAAGAGUCACCUUGAAUAGACUUGAUACGUAUCUCGUUCGACGGUUAAAUGAUUUAAGUGGAGCCGACGUUUUCAGUAAUAAACCUGUUGCCGUCUUCUCUGGACACGAAGCUGGAACAUCACAAACGACAUGCGGUGUUUCUUUAGAAUAUUUAGUGGAACAGCUUUUACCUACCAAACAUUUCGCUCAAGAAUUUAUCGUUCCUCCAGUACCGCCAAAAUCACAAUAUGUAGUUCGUAUAUAUAGCUCAUCUCAAAACACAUCUAUAACAAUUCAUAAUAAAACGAAACAAAGUAGGCAACUUCUUUUGAAAGCUGGUGAUUUUCAUGAAAUUUUAAGCGGUAAUAACUCAAUGUACGUUUCUGCAAACAAACCUGUCCAGGUGAUGUUGUACAGUACAUGUUAUUAUGAUGCUAAUAUUGGCAACGGAUUUAUGUCUAUAGUCCCGGCUAUCAAUCAAUAUAGAAACUCUUAUCAUUUCUCCGUUAUGGCAACAAACGAAAAUUUUACUCAUUAUCUUACAAUCAUUGCAAAAACUGAGGAUAUAUCUGGACUUAGAAUCAAUGGAAACCAAAUGGGAAAUAUCUUUCAUAGCUAUGUGACAUACGCAAACAAUGAGACGUUUACAGUUAACGUAUACAAAUUGUCAGCCGGUGAAUAUCAUCUGUAUCACGUGACCGGUAGAACAUUUGGAGCAAUACAAUAUGGCUUUUUUUCAAGAUUUGCUUACGGAUACCCACUGGGGAUGGAAGUUUCCAAAGAAGGCGACGAGAAUGACGGGCUAAAGUGUUUCAACUGUAAAGGCAUGACUCACUUGUACCUGUGCGACACUGUCACUAAAUGUUUGGGGGGACAGGUAUGUUAUGUGGAGACCUAUAGAACCAACAAUGGACAGGUGAAAUAUAACAGCGGAUGCUUAGCCUACAAGCAAUGUUCUAGUAAGAAACGACAAACAAGUCAGAGUACUUCUGAAUGUGUUCACUGCUGCUCAUCAACACUUUGCAAUUCAAACGGCUGUGGAGCUGAAGGUUUACCUCCCGCUUCUUUACGAGGACCGUUAUGCUACGACUGCCCGUAUGUUUCGAGUAUGGAUGAAUGUACAUCAGUAAUGCUGUGUUCCAGUGACGAAGUGUGCAGCAUUGAAAAGUUUGAUUUUGACGGGAUGUAUGAUCAUUACACAACUAAAUGCCAUAACAAACAGUGCAUUUCCCACAAGAGACAAGCAGACGUCACUUCUUCACGAGAAUCACGGUCAACGCCGGUAUGUAAAUCCUGCUGCGAUGCUGAUCUUUGCAAUACCGAUUGCUCAAAGACGUCACAAAAUGGCACUGACGUCAUUAUUGUUGGAUAAAACCCGAUCUUGACAUGGAUUACUUGGUGAUGGGCAAAAAUCUUUAUACUUUAAUAAAGACUUAAAGUAUCAGUUUGUUUACAUUUUUAUUCAUUAUUCAGUAUUAUUCAAAAGAGCAUACAUGUACAAUGUUUAAC